AUGUCGUCGUUCUCACCCAGAAUCCAAGAACCCAUGAAUGAAGUGUAUCUACCUUCAAUGGGCCAGUCAAUCACGAGUCAAGAAGAUUUCAUGGCUACUGACAACAUGUCUGUUCCUCCUACGACCAUGGAUGAUGCGUCUGUUUCUACACCGUCUACUAAAAUUGAUUCUACAACUUUGUCCACGACUUUGGACAAUGUGUCUGUUCCUACAUCGUCUUCUGCAACUGUUUCCUUGUUAGAUUCAAGCGGCAGAUUUAAACCAGGGUUCCUCUACGGAAACAAUUAUUGGUUAGGAAGUCGUAGUCAGUGCAUCGAUACAAUGAAUACGAAUCCUAUACAGAUUUCAGAACAAAAAAUGUUAAAUAACAUUCUGUAUCAUGAUCCGCAAAAAUUUCUGCCUUUUAAAAUAAAUUAUUUUGCCGCCCAUAUUAGACACAACAGUACUCUACAAUAUCACACAUAUGUAUAUAACGAGGAUGUGAUUACGCUCGGACUCUGUUUACCAGCAUCAUGCACUAUACAAAACUUAAAUUCCAUAUUGGAAAGUGUACUUCAUGAUAGAAGUAUCUUCAUCGAUGAUCUCUAUUCAACUAACUUACAGCUGAUCCGGAUAAAAGAUUUCAAAAAAGAUAAUAAAUCGCUAUCCUAUGGUGCAUUAGGUUUCUUCAGUGUAGUUUUAAUAGUUUUUCUUAUGGCAAUAAUCGGAACAGUAUACGAUAUUAUUUGGUAUCAAAAGCUGGCAAAAGGAAAUGAGAGGACUAAUACUAACCGCAGUCGAAACUACAUGUCCCAGCAAGUAGAAAAAAUUUUCAAUUUACCUUUCUAUCCGGAGAAUAACAUAGGAAAAAUAUUAAGAUGUUUCUCCGUAUACAGCAACACAAAAAACAUAUUUAAUACAAAAUUAGAAGCCGGUACAAUACCAGUCAUUCAUGGCUUAAAAGUUUUAAGCAUGUAUGGCUUAAUUAUGCUCCACACCCAAUAUUUUUCAUGGGAUACUCUCGACAAUAAAGUAGAAGUAUGGAGAUUCCUCGAGGAUCAUAUGUAUUUAAUGGACAUCGAAGUUCUAGGAGUCGAAGUAUUCUUUUUGUCAAGUGGCUGUUUUAUAACGUAUUCAUAUUUGCGACAACAACCGAGCGCAAAAAAGGAGCUUCAAAAUUACAGACAGAAGAUAAUAUAUCUUCUCACACAUACAACAAAAAGAUUUAUAAGGUUGACGCCGGCUUACAUGAUAGUGAUUGGACUAUCAAAAUUAAGUUCUGAUUGGUUCGAUAAGACAUCGCAAUUUUACAUGUAUGAGAGGUCGCACGAAACUUGUCCAAAGCACUGGUGGAUAAAUCUUUUGUACAUAAAUAAUCUUUUUCCUGUUGAUGACAUGUGCGUGAGUUGGACCUGGUAUCUAGCUAAUGAUAUGCAAUUUUACAUACUCGCUACCAUGCUAUUGAUUUUUUCGACUGUAUACUUUUACGUUGCUGUUACGAUAUUGAGUAUACUUUUAAUAGGCUCCACUAUUCUUAGCGGUUAUAUUUCAUACGUUCACAAAUAUACUCUGAUGUUAACUGAACUUGCUGAACUUAGGGAUGUGUUAUAUUCACCACCAUGGAUGAGAAUAAAUCCAUAUAUUAUUGGAAUGAUUGUAGGUUACGUUUUAGCAAAAUUGAACAAUACUUUGGUCUUGAAAAGGAAAAUUAUAAUGUUGUGUUGGUUGCUUGCUAGUGCUUGCAUUAAUGGUGUAUUAUUUGUGUUUUACAAGCGACGCCCAUCUGUUCUGGCUAGUGCUAUUUAUGUAGCACUACACAAAAUAAUUUGGGCUAUAGGUCUAGCAUGGAUUGUAAUAGCGUGUUCCACUAAACACGGAGGAAUCGUUAAUCAGUUACUAUCGUUCAAAGGCUGGAUCCCUUUCAGUAGGCUCACGUACUGUGCUUAUCUUUUAAAUCCAAUCAUUAUACGGUCAAUAAAUUUCUACAGCGAUACUUCAACGCAUUUUGAAUUUCUGUCUUUGGUUAUUUUGAGUGUGGCAUAUACGGCAAUCAUUUAUUGUUGUUCUUACAUACUGUCUGUGACGGUGGAGAUACCCUGUAUCUUGUUAAUGAGAGAGUAUGCUCCCUGGUGUAAGAACAUAUUACAAAGUGUUCAAAUUAGGAGCCAAAAGCUACGAUGACGUCACAUUUCGAACACUUUGUAAUAUUUUCUUACGCC
This is a messenger RNA of Vollenhovia emeryi, 2198 nucleotides long. RefSeq names its product nose resistant to fluoxetine protein 6-like. The coding region runs from base 1 to 2160 and encodes 719 amino acids. The transcript has 13 exons. Gene Ontology annotation, molecular function: acyltransferase activity, transferring groups other than amino-acyl groups. Lineage: Eukaryota; Metazoa; Arthropoda; Insecta; Hymenoptera; Formicidae. The record is from RefSeq and is a predicted model, not a curated record.